Messenger RNA from Gamsiella multidivaricata, 1044 nucleotides. RefSeq names its product S-adenosyl-L-methionine-dependent methyltransferase. Bases 84 to 911 code for a protein of 275 amino acids. Gene Ontology annotation, molecular function: S-adenosylmethionine-dependent methyltransferase activity. The transcript is spliced from 2 exons. The record is from RefSeq and is a predicted model, not a curated record. Lineage: Eukaryota; Fungi; Mortierellomycota; Mortierellomycetes; Mortierellales; Mortierellaceae.
ACACACACACGCUUCAUCCCCAUAUACCUCACAAAUACAACAACACACUAAACACCCGCUCCCAGUACCUUCCCCAAGAAACCAUGACCGAGCCAAGUCCCUCAGUGCCCUCCACUUCCGUCGCCGCCGCCGCUGGUACCGAAACCAAGGACAGCUGGUCGUCUCAAAAGUACGCCAAGAACGCGUCCUUCGUCCCCGUGCUCGGCGCGCCCGUCCUCAAACUCUUGGACCCCCAGCCGAACGAACACAUCCUCGAUCUCGGUGCUGGCGAUGGCGUCUUGACGAUCGAUCUCGAGAAGCGAUGCAAGUCUGUGGUCGCGAUUGAUUCGAGUGCGGAAAUGAUUGCGGCCGCGACGAAGAUUGGUUGCAAAGACGCUCAAGUCGUCGAUGGCCAUGAUCUGAUCGAGCAUCCGUUGGCGAAUGGGCAGUUCGAUGCUGUCUUUUCGAACGCCGCCUUGCACUGGAUGAAGAAGGACCCUGUGCGCGUCAUCCAGGGCGUGAACAAGUGCCUCAAGCCUCAGGGCCGAUUCGUCGCUGAGAUGGGUGGCCAUAUGAACGUAGCUGAAGUACGUUCACAACUCCACGCGGCCUUGAGAAAACGCGGUGUUGAUCCGGAGCCUUAUGAUCCUUGGUUUUUUCCUGGCGCCAAGACCUAUGCGCGUAUGUUGGAGGAAAAUGGGUUCAAGGUGGAUUCGAUCGAGUUGAUCCCGAGGUACACGGCCUUGUCGACGGAUGUGGCGGGAUGGUGUGAUACCUUCGGGUUCAUGUUCUUCAAGCCAUUUGAGGGCGAUGAGAAGCAGAGACAGGAGAUUUUGGAGGAGGUGCAGAGCAACUUGAGGUUCUCGCAGGAUGAGGGCGUUUGGUAUAUCAUGUAUGUGCGCUUGAGGUUCAAGGCGACCAAGAUCAACUAGGGCCACAUACUUCUCCCUCGACACGCAUGCCGCAUAGCUGCCAAUGUAAGAUAGAGCUGCCCAGUUCUAUCCACAGACUGUGCAGACGUGGAGCAAAAGUAAUAAAAUCCAAGGCAGCCAAUCAAAUUCCGAC